AUGAAAAUCCUGUUUUGUGACGUUCUGCUGCUCAGCCUGCUCUCCAGUGUGUUUAGCAGCUGUCCCAGGGACUGCCUUACCUGCCAGGAGAGGCUCCACCCAGAUCCAGACAGCUUCAAUGUGAAGGUGUGCAUCCUCCAGUGUGAAGAGAAGGUCUUCCCCCGCCCUCUCUGGACUGUAUGCACCAAAGUCAUGGCCAGUGGCUCUGGACAGCUCAGUCCUGCUGACCCAGAGCUGGUGUCAGCUGCUCUUUAUCAGUCAAAAGCCUCAGAGAUGCAGCACCUGAAGAGAAUGCCUCGUGUCAGGAGCUUGGUGCAAGCAAGAGAUGAUGCAGAGCCUGGGGCCGAUGCAGAGCCUGGGGCCGAUGCAGAGCCCGGGGCAAAUGCAGAGCCUGGGGCCGGUGCUGCUGAGGGGUUGGAGCAGAAGCAGCUGCAGAAAAGGUUUGGAGGCUUCACCGGGGCCCGGAAGUCGGCCCGAAAGUUGGCCAACCAGAAGCGGUUCAGUGAGUUUAUGAGACAGUACCUGGUCCUGAGCAUGCAGUCAAGCCAACGCCGGCGCACUCUGCACCAGAAUGGCAUCCAGGUGAUCCCCCGUACAGCAUGUGUCCACACCAAGACCUGCAGGCCGGGAGUCAGGAUUCCUCCUUCUCGGAGGCACUGA
Apodemus sylvaticus (European woodmouse) is the source of this 660-nucleotide messenger RNA. It is a transcript of the gene Pnoc, whose product is annotated as prepronociceptin. The record is from RefSeq and is a predicted model, not a curated record. NCBI's taxonomy places the organism in Eukaryota, Metazoa, Chordata, Mammalia, Rodentia, Muridae. The transcript is spliced from 3 exons. Gene Ontology annotation, molecular function: opioid receptor binding. Gene Ontology annotation, biological process: neuropeptide signaling pathway; sensory perception; chemical synaptic transmission. The coding region runs from base 1 to 660 and encodes 219 amino acids. Gene Ontology annotation, cellular component: plasma membrane; axon terminus; dendrite.